Molecule: messenger RNA, 979 nt
Organism: Lipotes vexillifer (Yangtze River dolphin)
Lineage: Eukaryota; Metazoa; Chordata; Mammalia; Artiodactyla; Lipotidae
Gene: ATP6V0B
Product: ATPase H+ transporting V0 subunit b
Exons: 8
Coding region: 83-700 (205 amino acids)
Biological process (GO): proton transmembrane transport
Cellular component (GO): proton-transporting V-type ATPase, V0 domain
Molecular function (GO): proton-transporting ATPase activity, rotational mechanism
Source: RefSeq, a predicted model, not a curated record
GGCGGACGGCGGACCCCGGGACGAGGUUUACGCUCCGGCCCCCCACCCCGUCCCCGACCUGAGACCCGCCGUCGUUGCCGCCAUGACUGGGCUAGUGCUGCUCUACUCCGGGGUCUUCGUGGCCUUCUGGGCCUGCCUGCUCGUCGUGGGAAUCUGCUACACCAUUUUUGACUUGGGCUUCCGCUUUGAUGUGGCAUGGUUCCUGACAGAGACUUCCCCCUUCAUGUGGUCAAACCUGGGCAUUGGCCUAGCUAUCUCUCUGUCUGUGGUUGGGGCAGCAUGGGGCAUCUAUAUCACUGGCUCUUCCAUCAUUGGGGGAGGGGUGAAGGCCCCCAGGAUUAAGACCAAGAAUCUGGUCAGCAUCAUCUUCUGUGAGGCUGUGGCCAUCUAUGGCAUCAUCAUGGCGAUUGUCAUUAGCAACAUGGCUGAGCCUUUCAGUGCUACUGACCCCAAGGCCAUUGGCCAUCGAAACUACCAUGCAGGUUACUCCAUGUUUGGGGCUGGCCUCACAGUGGGCCUGUCUAACCUCUUCUGUGGAGUGUGCGUGGGCAUCGUGGGCAGUGGCGCCGCCUUGGCUGAUGCACAGAACCCCAGCCUCUUUGUAAAGAUUCUCAUUGUGGAGAUCUUUGGCAGUGCCAUCGGCCUCUUUGGGGUCAUCGUUGCGAUCCUUCAGACCUCCAGAGUGAAGAUGGGUGAUUAGACGAUCUGUGUGGGUGGGGCCGUGCCCCACUCUUAUUUAUUUGUGGUUUUCCUGGGACAGCUGGAGCUGUGCCCCUUAGGCUUUCAGGGGGCUUGGGGUUCAGGGCCCUCCCUGCACUCACUUCUGCUGCCUGUCGACUUGGAGGCACUGCCUGGCUGGAUCCGCAGUGUGGGGAGUGGGCUGCUGUUGACUGUGUGUAGCUUGGCACCCGUGUCCCACCUCCACCUCCAACCCAUCUUCCCAGUGUUUGUGAAAUAAACAUGGUAUUUGUCUGGGUCA